ACACUAUGUUCAAGAAGGCGGUGGAAGCGAAAUCUCACCAGAGGUUAUCCGGCGCCGACAGAAAGAAGCUCAGGCGAACCGUUAAGGAUAAAUUCCCAAGAGUUUCUGAUUCCGACUUAGAUGCCUUACUUCCUCCCAAGGCUGAGAUAACAGUGGCAAAGUUUCCGAAUCGAGUACUUGUAUAUGGUGUGGAGGGAGGAUUUCCAAUGUUUUUCGAUGUUGAUGGGCGUGGCUCGGAAAUUUUCCCAACUGUUUAUGCUCUAUGGACAGUCCCUGAGCUUCUGCCUGCUUUCAUGCUGAAGGGUGGCGAAGUUUCUCGGUUUGUUAUAGGUGGAGCAGACUUGAUGUUCCCAGGCAUAAGUGUGCCUCCUGAAGGUCUUCCAUCAUUUGCGGCAGGGGAACCAUGGGCAGUGAAAGUACCAGGAAAUCCUGCUCCAAUAGCUGUUGGGAGUACCACAAUGAGCAGCACUGAAGCAUUAAAAGCUGGAUUACGUGGAAAGGCGUUAAGAAUAACUCAUUAUUAUCGUGAUUUGCUAUGGGAGUCAGUUGAGGGCUGUUAUGUGCCCAAUGCAGGUUUUUUUGAAGAUGCUGUAUUUGAGGAUCCUGCGUCAUUAUCACCCCCUCAGAAUUCUGAUUCUACUGAGGAUGCUUGUGAGACGUCAAAUGAUCAAGAGAACAACAUCAAGAAUAUUGAAGAGCAGUCUGUCGAUGCAAAUGAGUUGCAAGCUGAUUCCAGCGCUGCAUUGACGACACCCAAUGCUGAUGAGAAUGAAACUGCAACUGAAAUAACUGCGGGCAUGUCUGAGCUGAAGCUACCGGAUUCUGGUUCUGCUAAUGACCUAAAUGAGCAACAUAAUCUAUCAACUGAAGAGAUAGAUUUGCUGUUAGAUAAAUGCCUUCUACAAGCAUUGCAUACCACUGUGAAGGACAAAGACCUUCCCAUUCCUGGAAGCACUUUAUGGUCGAACCACGUGUUGCCAUGUAGGCCUUCAGGAGUGACUUUAGACAUCAAGAAAUCGUCCUACAAAAAGUUAUCAAAGUGGUUACAAGCAAAAUCCUCCUCUGGCUUGAUAUCAGUGAAAGAAGAUAAAUACAAAAAAGAAGUCAUGUUACUUUCUGUAAAUCGAAACCAUGCUGAUUAUUCAUCCUUUAAGCCAGAGAAAAGGCCUGUGGAGAAAAGCGACCAGCCCAACGUUCAAUCUGCCAAGGAAACUCGUUCAUCUAAAACUCUUGAAGUGGCUGAAAUCUACAAGCCAAGUGUACAUGUCAAUCCCAUAUUUUCAUCUGUAGGAGCUGAUACAGGAAAGCUUUUUAGUGCUUCUGAAGCUUCUGAAAUUGUCUUCAAAUACAUUGAAAAGGAAAAUCUCGUAAAGCCUACAGAUAAAUCAAUGGUUGUUCUAGAUGUGGUAUUGUGCGAUGCAUUGUUCAAGGGGGCUAUUAAAAAGGGUUCAACGUAUCCUACAGAAGUUCACAAGAAAGAUAUAGGGCCAACAUUUGUGAGCCGUAUGCAGCCUCACCAUGUUGUGACGAGGGGAAAUGAAUCUGUAGUACGUAAAGGCGCCCUUAAAACAAUUCAGCUAGUGACGGAACGGCGGCAAGGUAACAAGAAGGUAACCAAACUCUCUGGUAUGGAAACUUUUCUUAUAGAUGCUGAAGCAUUAGCAUCAGAGCUACAGAAGAAGUUUGCUUGCAGUACCACUGUCGGAGAACUACCAGGUAAGAAAGGGCAAGAAGUUUUGGUUCAAGGUGGAGUAAUUGAUGAUUUGGCAAAGCAUUUGAUUGAACAAUAUGGAGUUCCAAAAAGAUACAUAGAAGUUCUUGAUAAAACAAAGAAAUGAACUUGACAUAAAGUGGCUGUUUGUAACACCCCAUUUAGUGUUUUUGCGUAGAUGUUGAGAGUUCUAUGAACUUUUGUACUAUUUGGUACCCCGUAAUUAAUAGAAAUAGAAAUGUGAUAAUGGUUCUAUGUUUCAUUCCAGAAAAAGUUUGUCAUUUUAAAAAGUUUUCUUAAAUUCUGAAUGGGAAUGAUGAUCAUUCAGAUCAAUAAGGUCAACACUUUUUCAU
This is a messenger RNA of Arachis ipaensis, 2064 nucleotides long. Its product is annotated as eukaryotic translation initiation factor SUI1 family protein. NCBI's taxonomy places the organism in Eukaryota, Viridiplantae, Streptophyta, Magnoliopsida, Fabales, Fabaceae. Gene Ontology annotation, biological process: formation of translation preinitiation complex; translational initiation. The record is from RefSeq and is a predicted model, not a curated record. Gene Ontology annotation, molecular function: translation initiation factor activity.